UUCAGUCGAUCGACGAUCGUGGCUGUGACAAGUUGCAUUCUUAAUUUAUAAGGAAAUCUAAGAAGUUAAAAUGCAGCUACUGCUACCUGUAUUUUUGCUCACCUUCUGUGCCCUCAAAUCGGAAGCCGCCCAGAUUCUUGGCCUGUUCCAGCAUCCCGGCAAAAGUCACUUUGACUUCUUUAGGCCCAUGUUCUUGGCCUUGGCCGAAAGGGGUCACAACAUCAGCAUGUAUAGCUAUUUUCCGCUGGAAAAACCGGUGGCCAACUAUACGGAUUAUGUGUUCCAGGGAAUGCCCCUGCUCACAGACAUGGUGGACUUAAAGGUCUUUGAAACGGAAUGGAAGCCUUUGGGACUACCCUUCAAGAUACCCACCUUUUUUAUGAUCAACGAUUGGGCCUUGAAGUCCUGUGAGGUGGCCUUUAAAUCCCCUUUGAUUGUCCAAAUCCUGGAGUCUCCAAUCCGCUACGAUGUCAUUAUCCUCGAACAUUUUGUCAACGAUUGCAUGGCGGCUUUGGCUCACCUUCUAAAAGCACCUGUGAUCGCUUUGAGUAGCUGUGCCAUUAUGCCCUGGCAUUACGAGAAAAUGGGCAGUCCAGUGAUUAACCCCAUAAUGCCUAUGAACUUUCUGCCCUACACAGAUGAAAUGAGUCUGAUUGAUCGGUUGAAUAACUUCUUCCACUUUCAUGUUGUGAAUACGCUUUAUCAUUUGAUUACGGAACCAGCCACAGAUGCCCUGAUCAGUCGGAGAUUUGGAGAGGGACUGCCGCCUAUACAUGAGAUCGUGAAGAAUACAAGUCUGAUGCUGAUCAAUCAGCAUUAUGCGCUGACGGGACCAAGACCUUAUUCUCCGAAUGUGGUGGAGGUGGGAGGUCUGCAGGUGGGACCGGAAAAGGCACUGCCUAAGCACCUUUUAGACCUCUUAGAAAGCUCUCCCAAUGGCAUCAUCUACAUCAGCUGGGGCUCCAUGGUCAAUACCAACACCCUCCCUGCUUUGAAAAGAAAAGCGCUUUUCCAAAGCAUUUCCCAGCUAAAGGAAUACAACUUUGUAAUGCGCUGGAAAACUGAUAAUAAUUCCUCUCAACUAGAAGAUAAACCCAGCAAUCUGUACACCUUUGACUGGCUGCCCCAGCGAGAUUUGUUGUGUCAUAGCCAGGUCAAGGCCUUCAUCUCCCAUGGAGGACUCUUGGGUACCACGGAGGCAGUACAUUGUGGUGUUCCCAUGCUCAUAACGCCCUUCUAUGGAGAUCAGUUCCUCAAUGCAGGUGCCGUAGAGCAGCGAAGCUUUGGGGUAAUAGUGGAUUUCAAAGACUUUGAUACAGAACACAUAACCAGAGGACUGAGAGUAAUACUCGACAAAAACUUUGCAGAUAAUGUUCGCCGUUCUACAGAGGCCUUUCGUCGGCGUCCCUUGCCUCCCUUGGACUUGGCCGUCUGGUGGAUCGAGCAUGUAAUCCAAUCUGGCGGCGCUCCCCUUGUCCAGAGCCGAGGCAGGCAUAUUAAUUGGAUCGCCUACAAUUCGAUCGAUGUGUUCCUGCUCUGGCUGGGAGUUCUAUUGCUGUUUAUAGUCUGUCUUUGGAAACUGAUCAGGUUGGUCGGAAGAGUAGCUUUUAGUGGUAAAAGCAAAAAGCAAAAGCAGCAAAAAGCGAGUGAGAGCCGAGGGAAAACAGGAUUUUUAAAUCCAGAAAGUGUGGAUUCGAUGCGGAUGCAUUUUGUAUCUUUCGUGUAUCUCAAAAUGUGGUCACCGCUGGUUCCUGUCUUUCUGUUAAUCCUCACCCUAGCCGGCUCCGAUCUGCUGGAGGUGGAGGCCGGUGCUCCUCUAAAGAUCUUGGGUCUCUUUCCUCAUCCUGGAGUGAGCCACUUUCACUUCUUCCAUCCCAUCAUGCGGGGUCUGGCGGAGGCAGGUCAUGAAGUCAGUGUGGUUUCCCAUUUCCCGGACAAACAUCCGGCCAUUCGCUAUAAGGAUUACCCCCUGACCGGCACGGAUAAGCUAACGAAUAGUGUGGAUUUGAAGUUCUUCGAAAAACGCACCUUCUACGGCCACUUCAUGGAGUUCUUUCUGUUGCACGAGUGGGGCAAACAGGCCUGCAACUCCACGCUGCGCUCAGAGGCACUGCAGCAAAUCCUUAAGCGUCGUCCUGGCUACUUUGAUGUCAUCAUCAUGGAGCAGUUCAAUACGGAUUGCAUGAUGGGCGUGGCCCAUCAACUGCAGGCACCCGUGAUAGGCUUGAGUAGCUGUGUGAUGAUGCCCUGGCACUACGAAAGGAUGGGUGCUCCUUUGAUACCUUCACAUGUGCCGGCGCUGUUUAUGGCUCAGUCACAGGACAUGGACUUUGGGGGGCGGUUGGCCAAUUGGUUUAGUACACAUGCUCUUAAUUGGAUGUACAAAUUAAUCUCCGUCCCCGCAGCGGAUGCCUUGGUUCAGUACAAAUUCGGCCACGACCUGCCCUCCGUGGGCGAGAUGGUCAAGAAUACCUCCGUGUUCUUUGUAAACCAACACUAUUCCCUGAGUGGACCCAAGCCCAUGCCCCCGAAUGUCAUCGAACUUGGAGGCAUUCACAUCCAGAAAUCAAAGCCUUUGCCUGCUGACCUGCAGCGUCUCCUGGACAAUGCCGAGGAGGGUGUGAUUCUCAUCAGUUGGGGCUCCAUGAUCAGAGCCAACUCCCUGUCAGCCUCUAAGCGGGAUGGCAUAGUCCGAGCUGUGGCCCGUCUAAAGCAGCAGGUCAUCUGGAAGUGGGAGAACGAGACGCUGCCCAAUCAGCCGCCCAAUAUGCACAUCAUGAAGUGGCUGCCCCAGCGGGAUAUCCUCUGUCAUCCGAAUGUCAAGGUGUUCAUGUCGCACGGUGGUCUCAUGGGCACUUCGGAGGCGGCUUACUGUGGUGUUCCUGUGGUGGCCACACCCAUGUAUGGAGAUCAGUUUGUCAACACCGCCGCCUUGGUUCAAAGGGGAAUGGGAACCAUCUUGAACUUUGAGGAUAUUGGCGAGAAUACAGUGAUGAGGGCCCUCAAGAAAGCCUUGGAUAAGAAGUACUACGAUGCCGCCAAAUUGGUUUCCCAUUCGUACAAUCACCGACCUCAGCAGGCUUUGCAAACGGCCUUGUGGUGGGUGGAGCAUGUGGCUCACACUGGCGGAGCACCCCUACUGAAACCCAGUGCCGUCCACUUGUCCCGAUUUGUGUACUACUCUUUAGAUUGCUAUGCAAUCCUGGCUGUUACUCUGGGCACCAUCAUUGCCAGUUGGGUGUGGCUCAUCCGACGCUGCUGCGGCUCAGCAGCCACCGGAAAGACAAAGAGGGAUUGAGGAGGAUGAAGCCUGUUCCUAAUCUCAGUUCGUAGUGUCUGUGGUGUAUGUGAUAUUUUAUAUAUGUUGUGUAUGUAAGAGACUUUUAGGUGUAAAGGACCUCCACCUCCGAACAGGGACUUGUAGAUUUUAGUGCCGCCAAAAUUAAAUAUGUAUAUUAUGUUAAAUCCUGUAUGUAAAUUAUAGUUUUAAUUUUUCUAAAAUUGUUUGUGGGAGAAAUAGAAAUUUAUGUUUCUAAAAA
Messenger RNA from Drosophila kikkawai, 3539 nucleotides. RefSeq names its product UDP-glycosyltransferase family 36 member F1 (gene Ugt36F1). Lineage: Eukaryota; Metazoa; Arthropoda; Insecta; Diptera; Drosophilidae. The record is from RefSeq and is a predicted model, not a curated record. Gene Ontology annotation, molecular function: UDP-glycosyltransferase activity.